This is a messenger RNA of Engraulis encrasicolus (European anchovy), 4665 nucleotides long. RefSeq lists its product as uncharacterized. The record is from RefSeq and is a predicted model, not a curated record. The transcript is spliced from 2 exons. Lineage: Eukaryota; Metazoa; Chordata; Actinopteri; Clupeiformes; Engraulidae. Bases 1 to 3255 code for a protein of 1084 amino acids. Gene Ontology annotation, molecular function: metal ion binding.
AUGGAAACUGAUGCCGCCGCAGAUUUGGACAUCCAGGCCUCCGGAUCCGAAUUCGAUGACUCUGCCCUCUCCUCCCAGCUCGAGUCCCCCGCUCGGAGGGUGCGUAGCCGUCUCCAGCGCCUGGCUCACUCCUCUCCUGCCGCCUCGGCUUCGCUGGUCCGGCUCCCGACACCAGCAUCGCCACCGGGGCGCCAGCGCCAACCCGGCCGCUCUCCGGAUCCCAGCCUCCGCCCUCGAGCUGCUCGAGCGCCCAGGGUCCCGCCUGGUCGCGGAAGCCGUUCGCCUACGCCCAGCCGAGGCCGCCGGCCCCGCGGUUCCAGCCGCUCCGACCGCCGCCUUCGAUCUCGCCGAGACUCCUCCCCGGCCCCCCUCCGUGGGUCCGUGCGCUCCCCCGCUCUGCGUGGUAGCCCCGCCCGGCGGCUCUACAGCUCCGAUACCGUUUACCAGCUCCGGUGCGAGCUGCGUAGACGGGGCCUCCGAUUCUUCUCGUCUGCAAGGAAAGCCGAGCUCAUCCAGCAGCUCUGCAUCGACGAUGAUCGCUGCCGCUCAUCCCCCGCCCGGCGUGCCGCCAUCGCGCCCUCUCUCUCCAGCGGCGGCGACGGUUCGAGUCAAGCCCCCACUCCGGUCUACCCAGCCCCGGCUGCCUCCCCUCUGGCCGCCCAUGGCCUCGCCGGCCCGGCUCCUGCCGCCUUCGUUGCCGCGCCACAGGGGCUCACGGUGCCGGCCCGCUUUCCUCCCCCCCUCCUCCCCGGAUACACGCCUCCAGCUCCCCUCCUGGCCACGGAUUCGACCGUGCCCCCCGGCGGCUGCCCUCCUCCGGCCCCCGGCGCUUUCCGCCUGCCUAGCUACACCCUCGGCUCCGCCGGCAUGCUGCCUCCUCCUCCCCACGCCGGGGUCAACGAUCCCCCUCCGGUGUCCCUGACGCUCCGUCACCAGAUCCUGGCAGGUGCGGACGUGGACCUUUCCUCUCUCCUCUCUCUCUUCCCCGACCAAGGCCAUCGGAGGGAUGUCGACUGCGGGUCCGUUAUAGUGUCCUUGAAAUCUACCGGUCCCGCCUCUCGGGUCCUGUCGUUCACCGAGUUCGUGGUCGCCUUCUCCCGCUACACCGACGUGAUCUGCUCCGUCUUUCCCCACCGCCAACGCGAGCUCAACGAUUACCUCGCCGUGGUGGCAGGGCUCGCUGUGUCCUAUGGCGGCGCCCAUUUUUACACUUACCACCGGCUCUUCUCGGCCAAAUGCGCGGCCCGUGUCAGCUCCUGGAACCAAUGCCCCUACUGGGGCGCCCUCGACCUGGAGCUGCACAGCCGCGUGUUUCUAAACGUGCAGCUGUCCACCUGCGCAGUUUGCUGCGCCUCUGACCACCGCUCGGCCGACUGCCCCAUGGUCGAGGGUAACAAGCCGCGCUCGUCCGCUCCGAAGGCUGUCACGAAGUCCACGGCAGCCGUGCCUACUCAUUCCCAGUCCGCCGGGGCGCUUGAAGACCGCCAGGGGCAUGACGUGUACCCCCGCCAAGUGUGUCAUCGUUUCAAUGUAUCAAAUUGUACGUUGUCCAACUGCCGUUUUUUGCAUGUCUGUAAUUUUUGUGCCGGCGCCCACGCCCGCCUCGUGUGCCCCGUGUACAAGCCUGCCAAUAAAAGACUGCGUCAAAGAUAUUUGAAGUCUCCUAUCGUGGUGUCUGCCUUAGCCGCCGAACUAGCUAGCCACCCCGACAGGGAAUUCACUUCCUAUCUGCUGUCCGGUUUGACCCAAGGGUUCCAUCCCGGCAUUUCCGCCAUGCCCACUACAUCAUUUGUUUGCGACAAUCUCUUGUCAGCCGUCAACGACCCCAGCGUCGUGUCCGAGCUCCUGGCUUCUGAGGUCAAGUCGGGGUUUAUGAUCGGGCCAUUUUCCACCCCUCCGUUUCCAAGCUACCGCGUGAACCCCAUAGGCGUAGCUACUCGUAAGUACUCGGGAAAAAAGCGGCUCAUCGUGGACCUGUCUGCUCCCCACAACAUCCUGGUCCCAAGUAUUAACUCCCUCAUUCCCAUAGAGGAUUACUCAAUGAGCUACCAGACCGUGGAUGACGCCGUGCGCCUGGUCAAACUGGCCGGUCGCCACAGCUGGCUGUUCAAAGCCGACAUAACCGCUGCUUUUAAGGGCUUGCCGAUUGACCCCGAUUUUUGGCACCUUUUCGGUGUCAGUUGGCGCGGUCUGUUUUAUUUUGCCGUUCGCUUGACCUUCGGCUGCCGCAGCAGCCCGAAAAUUUUCGACACUCUCUCCGAAGCAUUAUGUUGGAUUUUAUCGAACAACUAUGACACUAAGCUUUUGGUUCAUCUCUUGGACGACUUCCUCACUGUCACGCCUCCGACUGACCACCCCUCCGCUGGCCGCGAGAGGGUGCUCGAAGUCUUCGGGAAACUCGGCGUACCGAUUUCUGAAGAGAAGACCUGCGGUCCCGUCCACUCCCUGGAAUUUCUGGGUAUCAUCGUGGACUCGUCCGGAUUCUUCACCGCGCUGCCCAAGGAGAAAGUGGAUCGGAUCAUCACGGCCAUUGACGGGUUCCUCACUACCCCCUCUACGAACAAGCAGGCACUGUUGUCGCUGUUAGGUCACGUGAACUUCGCAAUGCGCGUCAUCCCUCAGGGUAGGGCUUUCGUUUCCAACCUCCUGACGACGGCUCAUUCCGUCCCCGCCCUGGAUGACCCCGUCUCCCUGGACGCGCACUGCAUGAAGGACUUGGAGAUGUGGCGCAUGUUUCUCCUGCAAUGGAACGGUCAUUCUAUGUUCUACGAAGACCACCUCUCUUCUCCGGAGGAUAUCCGGCUUUUCACCGACGCUGCACCCUCGGUCGGGUUCGGGGGUUAUUACGACGGGCGCUGGUUCGCCAGCCCGUGGCCGCCCGAGCUUUCUGAUUUGUCACCGGACAUGGCUUCAUCGGCCGCGUUCGAGAUGUACCCUGUCGUCAUUGCCGCGCUGCUCUGGGGCAGUUCCUGGUCCGGGAGGAACAUCCUCGUCUAUUGCGACAAUGAAGCGGCCGUCUUCGCCAUCAACAAGUGUCGCUCUCGCGCUCCACUGAUGUCUCGGUUUCUGCGCCGCUUAGUCUGGACCGCCGCCUGUCACCAGUUUACUCUCACCGCCGCUCAUGUCCCUGGUACCCAUAAUGGCAUCGCUGACUCGCUGUCCCGUUUGUCGUUUCAGAGAUUCAGGACGUUGGCACCCGAUGCGGACCCGGACCCGACGCCCGUGCCUCCAUUCUCGGACGCAGUCUUUCUGUGACGCACCCUCUUCAUUACCUCCAGAAUCACGCUUUACGCCUGACUCUGGACGCCAUGGCACCGCGGACUCUGCAAUCCUACUGGACCGCGUGGUGCUGCUUUAAAACAUUUCAUCUCGGUCAUGCAAUCCCGUUCCCCUCUUUUUCUCCUCUAACUGUCUCCUCGUUCGCUACGUUCGCUAACAUCACUCUGAAACUCCGGUGCUCCACAAUCAGAAGAUACCUGGCGGGCGUCCAUUUUUUCUGUAAACUGAUAUUUGGCUCACCCUGCGAGUCAUUUUCACACCCGCACGUUGCCCUUUUGCUUAAGGGCAUACGUAAGGCGGAACCGCCUGCCCCGGACAAGCGGCUCCCCAUCACGGCCGAAUUGCUUGCUGCCUGCCUGGCAGUCCUGAGACGCGGCUUUCUAUCCCCCCACCUGGACAUCACUUUGGCUGCCAUGUUUAUCUUAGCGUAUUUCGGGCUACUCAGACGCAGCGAAUUCACCACUAGCAGCGCCUCAUUUAACCCACUCAUCCAUCCUCGAGUCUGCGACCUCCGCGUUAUUGACGCCGAGUCUAUCCGAUACAUCGUCAAAUUUAGCAAAACCGACCAGCUGGGUAAAGGCCACGCCGUUCUCAUUUACAACGUGGCUUCCCAUCUCCAGCCCUAUCAGAUCCUGUCCCGGUACAUCGCUUAUCGUUCAUCCUCCGCCGCCUCCCGUGACCCUCUGUUCGUUUCAGACGACGGGAGGCCGAUUACCGGACAUCUAUUCCAUAUCCACCUCAAGUCAGUCAUUUCGCUGUUGGGCAUCCCUGCGGACCGCUAUUCGUCUCACUCGUUUCGCAUAGGCGCCGCUACUACCGCCGCCUCCAACGGCCUCCCGGAGCUGACAAUCAAGACACUUGGCCGUUGGUCCUCGGAUGCCUACCAGCUAUACAUCCGUUCUCAUCCCUCCGAGCUGAGGAAGGCUCAGAUGGCGCUCUGCUCGUGAAUUCGCUCGCCGGGUCCUGGCUUUGGUUGCAGUGUUUGGGGUGCUUAGUUCCUCUCUUUUAUUUUUUCGUCAUUGGCUUUUUUGGGGUGUCCGCUCAGACCUCGCACAUAUUUCGCGGGCGCGGAUAUUGUCCGAGCUCUCAGUUGGAGCCCCAUACUCCCGAGCCCACGCAUCAGAUUUAUCUAUAUCAGAUUUCGGGCUCGGCAGUAAUUUCAGCACCAUGGCCAGCGACCUUGCCCAACACGCUAAAUUUGCUAUUCGCUUUUAAAUUCUGUUCCUCGAAGUGCAGUUGGUCCAGCGACCCCGUAAAGCACUUUUUCACAACUUCUCGAGUGCAGUGGUCCAGCGACCCCGUUAAGCACUUUCAUGAUCGCUUCGCCGCGCGGACGAUCACGAGAAGCCCGUUCUCCAGCGAGAACGAAGAUGUAUGCAUACAUAG